Messenger RNA from Closterium sp. NIES-67, 3647 nucleotides. NCBI's taxonomy places the organism in Eukaryota, Viridiplantae, Streptophyta, Zygnematophyceae, Desmidiales, Closteriaceae. The record is from the annotation of a GenBank genome assembly.
CUGACCGCAUCAUCUUGGCUGAGCUAGCUUCAACUCUUUUCUUACGCUGCUACUUCAGCACUUCUCUUGGUAUUGAGACUCCUCACCAAUUGAACUGAAAAUGUCGACCGCUGUCAGCGGUGAUGCGACGGCUUCCGCGCUUGUUUCACCGUGUGUCAUCAACGCCAGGAGUGUCGGUUUCGAAAGCCAAAUCAACGUUCCUCCGACGCAGCGGCUCCGCUCGUUCUGGAAACCAAUCGGCAUAAGCUACUGCCAAUCAUCGUCCGACGAAUGCCCUCAAUCGCGCAAACUUCCUCCGCCGAAUUUGCCGCCGCGUCUCACGCUGAACAGCAGCGAUGGCUCCAGCGACUCGUCGUCGGCGCGGCCGGCUGAGCCUCUUCGACUGCCGGCCUCUGUCGCUUUGCAACACGCGCCGAGUGGCGAAACGGCGCCGCAUUCCGCCGCGGCUCGGUCGAUUGCGCCACAAUUGACGGCGCACGAUCAGGGAGCGACAGUUCGGGCGAUUGAUGAUGUGGAGCUCUGGCACGCGUGCGCUGGGCCCCUCGUAACGCUCCCAGCCGUCGGAUCUGUCGUCGUUUAUUUCCCACAAGGCCACGUGGAGCAGCAAGAACGACUGGCUGAGGCUAGAAGUGCCUCCUGCGGCUCGCACGACGACGCGCAGCGGCAGAAUGACACGCUACAGGCUUCGAACAACGCGGCGGCAACCACGGGCGUAUCGGGAACACCAGCAAUGCGUCGAGUCAACAGUGGCUCCUCGAGCGGCAGCGGCUGCGCUGCGUGGGACGCCCGCAACCAGAGAUCUGGUGAUGGUGGUGCUGGGGACGCUACAACAGCCGUGCUGCCCCCGAGCCACAUGUUCUGCCGGCUGGAGUCAGUGGCGCUACAGGUAGACGUGGAGACGCACGAGCUGCUCGCCACCAUGCAGCUACAGCCCAUCCCCGAGGCGGAGGCAGCAGCGGAGCAGGCGCGGCGGGCAGCGGGACAAGGCGCACCUGUGAGCGGCAGGCGGCACGUGUAUGUGCGGUCGGAGCAGGAGCGCGUGAGCUGCAAGCGGCUGUCCACGAGCGACACGUCCACCCAUGGCGGCUUCUCCAUCCCCCGCAAGGCCGCUGAGGCCUGCCUGCCGCAGCUGGACAUGACGCAGUCGGUGCCGUCGCAGCGCAUCAUGGCGGUGGACGUGCUGGGCAACCAGUGGCUCUUCCGCCACGUGUACCGCGGCACGCCCAAGCGCCACCUGCUCACUACCGGCUGGAGCGCCCUCUCCGCCACCUGGGGGCUCGCUGCAGGCGACCGCAUCGUCUUCCUCAGGAACCGCCAAGGUGUGCUCAAGGUGGCGGUGCGGCGCAGCGAAGCGUCCAUGGCGGCGCUUCUGGCGCAGCGACAUGCUCAGAGGCAAGCACAAGCGCACGCCCUGCAGCCUACCGUGCAGGCGGCGUCCUCCGAUGCCCCUUCAGCGUGCCCUGACGUACUCUCUGCGGAUGCUGUGCUGGGCGCCGCUGCUCGCAGCUACAGCCACAGGACACCCCUCUCUGUCACCUUCCACCCAUGGGCAUCCGCCUCAUCGCCCUUCGUCAUCCCUUUGCCUGACUUCACGCGCGGGCUGCACCUCAAGGCGUCGCUGCAUCCGGGCAGCGAGGUGCGCCUCACUCUCGAGACCGACGACCUCGCCACGCGCCGCCUGCGCGGCUCCGUCGUCUCGCUGCACCAAUCACCCACUGCCACGUGGCCCUCCUCGCCCUGGUGCUCAAUCAAGGUCAAGUGGGGCGACCCCGACUCGUCCUUCCCCAAGCCCACGCACCUCUCCCCCUGGCUGCUCGACGACGCCCUCUCGCCCACCCCGCCCUCGCUGCUCUACGCGCCCACCGCUUUCGCCUCCGCUCCCCCAUCCACCACCUUUGCUGCCGGUGCCAUGUUCCCCCCGCACUCGCCUCCCCGCGCCCCCUCCCUCUCCCUGCCGCCUCCUCACUGCGCUGCUGCUGUGGCCCAGCCAUCUCGUGCUGGGAGUCAUGGGCAGUGGGCUCAAGGGAAUCAGUCCCAGUGGUCGCAGCACCACCAGACUCAUCAUCAUCAUCAGCAGCAGCAGCAGCAGCAGCAGCAGCAGCAGCAGCAGCAGCAGCAGCAGCAACUCUCCUUGUCAGCUCCUCCACCUGCUGCUGCUCCUUCGCCUGCCCAUGUGCCCACGCCAUGCUCUGCUGCUACCCUUGCUGGUCCCCGUGCUGCAGGGCAGCACCACAGCGAGUGCUGGGAGGCGACGCCCCUUCACCCCUCUGCUGCCCUCGCCCCCUCCCUUGGCCCUCUCACCGCCUUCCAACCUCACUCCUCCCUCCCUCCCGGGCCCCUGUUUUCCGAACCUGACCUCGCCGAACCUGAGGAGAUGGUUUGGUCGCGAGUGGAGCCUGCGAUGGAGCACAGCAGAUCUCUGGAGUCCGCUACAACUGCUAAUACCAUCGGUGUUACAGCUGUUGCGGGCAGUGCUGCUGCGUUUGGCGCUUGGGCGGCCAUCCCUCGAACCUUCACUGCUCCUGGUGGCUUCACUGCUGCUGCUGAUGAUACUGCCGGUGCUCCUGCUGCUCCUGCUGCAGCUGCUGCAAGGCUGGGAGGACUUGUGGGGGGGGAUGGCGCAUUGCAGCUGGGACUCUCCCUCUCGCUCUCCUCCACGGUCUCGCCUCUCUCCUUCCACUCCCCGUGUCACAAGCGGCGCCGCGUGUCGGGCCUGGCCAUGCCGCUGCUGCGCCACGCCUGCCACUCCGAGUCCGACGUGCGCCACCAGCUGGAGGCUGAAAGGGACCACGGCAUGCAUCUCAUCCGCUCACCUGCUGCUACCGCUGCUGCUGUGGGAGCAGGUGGUGGGGCUGGCAGCCUCUUCACGCUGCCCUCCUCUCCCAGCUCUGCCAGUGGUGGCAGCGGUGGCAGUGGCGGCAGCCCCAGGCGCAGCAGCCACGACAUGGGGCGCGCUGCCAUGGAGGAGAGGGCGACUCGUGCUGACCAGCAUGCAGCAGCACCUGGGCAGGUCGCUGAGCAGCAGGCAGCGUCCCCGUCCAAGUGCCGGGCAUCGCCGUGCCGGCUGUCGCCGUCACCAUCCAGGGCCGCGCACCAGAGGCGCAUCAAGCUUCGAGUGGAGGGCAGCCCGGUGGGGCGUACGGUGGAUCUGAGUGGGCUGGGCGGCUUCCAAUCGCUGUACGCCAUGUGUGCAGCCAUGCUGCAGCUGCCCCUGCAGCAGCCGGGGCAGCCCACAUCGCCCUCAGCGCCCUCAGCACCUGGUUCGAGUCCCUCAGCCUCCAGUGCGUGGCAGCUGACCUACACCGACUCUGACGGAGACACCCUCCUCGUGGGGGACGGGCCCUGGAGUGUAUUUCUGGAGCACGUUCGAGCACUCACUGCCAUGAAGGUUCCAGUGUGACCACUCCCAAGGGAGACGCUAGCAUCACUGGAAUGGCGAGGAAACAGGGAGUCUCUUGCACGUUUUUCUUCGGGGCAAUCUCGACAAUACAAAGAAGCAUCAACACAAUACCUUGUUGCAUUGGGUUUCUUAUGUGUAGGCAUGUUUGAUCAAUCUUUCAUCGAUUGGUUCGUUUGCCGUGAUUUAAUAUGUGAUUUUGUUCUCUGUACUUAGCUUUUAUCGAAUGUGUUGGAAAUACCUCGAGGAC